Messenger RNA from Vairimorpha ceranae, 765 nucleotides. RefSeq names its product m7 diphosphatase-like protein. Gene Ontology annotation, biological process: deadenylation-dependent decapping of nuclear-transcribed mRNA. Bases 1 to 765 code for a protein of 254 amino acids. Gene Ontology annotation, cellular component: nucleus; P-body. The record is from RefSeq and is a predicted model, not a curated record. Gene Ontology annotation, molecular function: hydrolase activity; RNA 7-methylguanosine cap binding. The transcript has a single exon. NCBI's taxonomy places the organism in Eukaryota, Fungi, Microsporidia, Nosematidae.
AUGAUAAAACAGUUUAAAGUGGAUGCUGUCACUUUGGAGUCUGAAAAUGUAGUUUAUACAGGAACAAUAAAGAAUGAACCAGCUAUUUGUAUUUUCCCUAAAAAAUCGGUUCUGCAAGAUGAAUUUUUAGACGUUAUUAAGGAAGAUGUAGAACUUAAACUACAUAACGAUAUUUAUUACGCUUACACUGUAAAAGCUAAGGUAGAUCUAAAAUUUCGUUUAAUUUGGCCAGCCACUCAGAAAUAUUUCGUCAAAUACACUUCAAAAAUGGAAUUUUGUAAGGAAACGUACGAUGAUUACAUCGCGAAAAGGACAAAUGAACCUGUUGUAUGGAUUGAAAAUAUUUUAUCUGGAAAAGAAGAAAAAUUUAGAUACUACGAGGAUGAUAAAUUUAUACUUAUGCCUAACUACAAAUGGACAGAACUUUCUACAGAUGAUAUUCAACUUCUAUUAGUAUUCAAAGAUGCUAAUCUUAGAUCUAUAAGAGACAUUUCAGAUGUUACUCUUUUAGAAGAAGCACGUUCAGUUAUUAUUGAUCAACUAAAACAUUUUAAAUUGGAAUAUAAAGAUGUUAUAUUGUUUUUUCAUUAUAAGCCUACUUAUGAACAUUUACAUUUACAUAUAGUACAUGUAAACCUAGGUCAAACAGCUUCCUUAUCUGUAAUAAGAGCAAGACUAUUGGAAGAUGUAAUUUAUAAUCUAAAAUUAGAUAUAAAUUACUAUAAAAGAGAUAUUUGGCAUUCUCAAAAAAAAUCAAUAAAAUAA